Glycine soja is the source of this 425-nucleotide messenger RNA. RefSeq lists its product as uncharacterized. The record is from RefSeq and is a predicted model, not a curated record. The transcript has a single exon. Lineage: Eukaryota; Viridiplantae; Streptophyta; Magnoliopsida; Fabales; Fabaceae. The coding region runs from base 111 to 377 and encodes 88 amino acids.
AUAAAUGAGUCAUAUUACCUUUGAAUUGAAAACCAACACAAUCCACUCCAAGUUCUUUGUCUUCACAGUGACUGAUUCAGUCAUUGUUAGCCAAAAAAAGCUCCAAAACCAUGGCAGCUGGUAAUAGGCAAAGGAAAUCUUCUUCGGGUUUCUUCUCUAUUUUCAACAUCUUCUCAUCAAGGAAGCCCAGAGGAGGGUACUCUGAUGCCCCUGAUUCGUGGCGCAGAGUCUAUCCUAGCGAUUACGACAAAGGUAACUGGGGUGUUGCUGAGCCCAAUAUUGACAUGAAAGCUGAAGCUUUCAUUGCCAAGUACAAGAAACGUGUUUCAGAAUCUGCACUCUAUCAACUUGAGCCCGCUGCUGCUGAAAAUGCAUAAUAUGAAACCAUAUGUAUAUUUGUUUAUUUCUCUAGAUUUUCAUUUCCA